Orbicella faveolata is the source of this 4016-nucleotide messenger RNA. RefSeq names its product adenosine receptor A2a-like. NCBI's taxonomy places the organism in Eukaryota, Metazoa, Cnidaria, Anthozoa, Scleractinia, Merulinidae. Gene Ontology annotation, cellular component: membrane. Gene Ontology annotation, biological process: G protein-coupled receptor signaling pathway. The record is from RefSeq and is a predicted model, not a curated record. Gene Ontology annotation, molecular function: G protein-coupled receptor activity.
AAAAAUAUCAAAUAUAUAUAAAAUGUAAAAUUUAAAACGGCCUAGCAACAUAUAUCACAGUUCUUACAAUUAUCUAUUAAGUGUUAUAGGUCCUUACUCUUAAUACUGUUUUUAAAACUCCUAACAUUAGGCUUCUCUCUAUCAGUUUUGUCGAAUUUGCUCCAACGAUGGGGCCCAAAAUAUCGUAAAUAUCGUAUCAGAUUGCUGAUAUCUCUUCAGUUUUCCGGAGGCACUCGCUCGUUCUCGACCAAUAUUUUCACUUGAAUAAGCUAGUUCACACUACUGCAAUGACGUGUUUCUAAACCACAAGUAACGUCCCUUACGGGCUUCCUAUCUUCUUUAGAGUUUUUGUUUUAAUGGUAAUUUGCCCUCAUGCAAAAUAGUGUCGGGACAUCGAAGUUUUCAUGAUUACUGAUUCCUAACACGUUUUCACAUUUUCUUUGAUCGCACAGGUAUCAAUUAAAAAAGUCGUUCAGGUAAAUUAAAUUUGAGCUUAGUGGCUCAUUAGGCCGACGUUUAUCUCCGGUUCAAGUUGAAUAACGCGAGCGAAAAACAACGACAAGAGAACUAAUGCAUUCAAAUAAAAGAACUUAUUUUGUUUAAAAAGGACUCUUAUCACUAGCUUUGGAUUAUGCAUGAUCCUAUGCAUUGUUAAAUUGGAAAUUUGGAAGUCGGAGUAGCUACAAAACGUAUGUGCGACGGAAAAGCUGCCAAUAUCUGCCAUGAUAUUGAAGUUAUUUUCCAGAUCAUUAACUCAUGUCAUCACGUCACUUUAAAGAAAACGGAAUAUCUGAUGUAAAACUAGUGCCAAAUAUCACAGUCAAGUUGAGCAUUCUAGUUGGCGGUACACAGCUAGAUAACCCAGAACUGCUAAAAUGGCUGCUGUCGUAGGCCACUUCGGCUUCUGGAACAUGACAAGCGAACAAGCUUUACAAGAAGCAUGGCUGGGCCUAGAAAACGUCAGGCCACUCUCAGCGAUAAGUGCUGUUCUAUCGAUAGUAAUGUCACCAGUAAUCGUGUUUGGGAAUGUAUUCGUCUUGUUCGCAGUUUGGAAAGAUCCUCUCAAGAAACUUCGAUCAUCGCCUUCCAACUUCAUUUUAACGUCCAUGGCCGUCGCGGAUCUACUCGUUGGCUUAGUAGUUUGUCCAAUAACUGCCUACUGGGGUUGGGUGAUUUGUCUCGAAGAAAAAUCGCCUUUUGAUCUUUCUGUGAUUUUUGCCAUCAAUGUCGUCUCGGUCAACGUGAGUUUUGGCCAUAUGUUCCUGUUGACAGUGGAUAGAGUUUUCGCUGUGACGACUCCACUUCACUAUCGUGUCUAAGUUACAACUAGAAGAGUGCUCGUCGCUAAUUGUGUUUGCUGGAUCUAUUUCUUUGCAUUUGGAUGCGCAUUUCUUAUGUUGCGGGACUACUUUGUCAUUAUGGGAGCUGUCUACAACGUACAACUUCUUUCCAUUCUUUUAAGUAUGUUAACCAUGUACAUCUAUAUCAUGCUUCGCUUUCACAGAUAUUCCAGGAGAAUGGCGAAAGAACCGCAAUUAUCAAAUGAUCGCCAAAUCAUCCUUCAAAGAGAAAGAAAUCUUUUCAAGGCCAUCAGCAUUGUCAUUUGUGCAUUUCUCAUCUGCUACAUGCCGUGGUUUAUCGUUCAAAUGUUGAUAUACGUUUGCACACCAUGCCAUCCGAACUUAUCAUUACUUAUGAUAUCUUUUGGAUUUUCAGGCAGUUUAACGUACGCGAACUCGGGUUUAAACCCACUUUUGUAUGCAUGGCGACUUCCAAAAUAUAAAGAGACAUUCAAGUACUUCUGGAGGAAAACAGCCAAAAGCAUCCAUCGUAAAUGAAGAUGGCGAGGAAACUAACUUGCGCAGGAUUAAGUUAUAAGUUAUAUUAGUUUCAACUGCUAACAUUUUUAAGGCCAGAGUGGUGCUCUCGAUAUCGAAAAAAACCGAAUUGAAUUCAAUUGCCUAAUAUUCCUAUUGAAUGAGUGUAACUCUCAAUAUGUUCGUAGUUGUACUUGGCUCUUUGGCUCAUGUGGCCAGUAGGUUAUCGGUGUUCUAGGAGCAUGUGUUACGCAAAAUAUUGAUCACUAAGGCCCCGUACACAAUACGACGGAGAAAUUUGAAAACGGAACAAUCACCGGUCAUUUUGUGGAGUUUUGUUUGAGGAGGACUUGGGUAUUGAAAUCACAUGAUUAUCGUGACGUCAUCGUUUUCGAAAAACUCCUUUUUCAAAAUGUAUUUCGUCUACACUGAAACGCAAAUUCCUCAGGUUCGAAGAGCGUUUUCGAAAAGCUCCGUUACAGUGACGGAUUAGUAUGGACGGUUAGGCCUAGCCGGAGAAAUAAAGGUGUCUUUUCAUAUUUCUCCGGCCUAGUGUGGACGGGGCCUAAGCUUUUCCCUCGCUCCAUACUUCACCCAGACCAAACACAAUGUUGUGCUCGUAGAUCGUGACUGGAAAUUCGCUUGCAAAUUCUUCUGACAUAAACUAAAGUUCAUUCGGAGUCUUCAAAUUGAAACCAUGGCACUGGACCACCGGAGAAGGCCAUCAGCAUUGUCAUUUGUACAUUUCUCAUCUGCUCCAUGCCUCUAUCGUUCAUAUGUUGAUAUACGUUUGUCGACCAUGCCAUCCGAAUUUAUCACUACUUAUGCAUGAGGUUUCUGGAAAUUCCACGCAGUUUAAUGUGUGUCAACUCGGGUUAAAACCCAGUUUUGAAAGUUUCACGAUAUAGAGACAUUCAAGUUCUUCUCGAAUCAAAUAACCAAAAGCCUUCAGCAAACCUGAUGUUUGAGUACAAUUCUGUAAGAGCAAAUUUAGCUACUUAAAUAUUCAGGGCCGGAGUGCGUCUUUUGACGUAAGAAAAUAAUUGUAAUUGUCAAGUUUUGGAAUUACUCAUUGUGACUUAUAAUUUUGAAAAUCUCGUUCAUGUGAGGAUCGGAGCCGGCAAUGUUGAGAAUGGCACUUCUUUCUCUCUCUAGUUCAACCGUAACCAAAACACCAAACAGUACUCGGAGAUCGUAAAUAAAUAUACCUGCGAAGAGGAACCCUAAAUUCUAACUUCAAGGAAGUUUUCUUGGCCUCACCCCGGCUUGACACCCGUUUUGUUAUUUAAAUAUAGUGUAAAUUUAGGUAUUUUCACAGAUGAUGAUGUAUAUUCACAGAUGUUCAUACGGGUUAAUACGGAGAAAAAAAAAUCACGUUUUAAUUAAACGUCUUUGACAAUAUAGAUUCAUUAAGACAACCAUGCAAUACAUACGACAGUAAAGUCUUGAAAAGCAAUCUAAACAAAUAAACUAAUUAAUUUGGAAAAUAACCUUCAAAAUUAUUAACUACUGCUAGAGAACCUGCUCAUUUCAGGAGAACGUCAGAAGUUUGGUCUGUGAAAACAGAUUAGUCGGUUUCUCUGUGAGAUUAUUUGCUGUAAUACUCCUAUAAUGUUUGUCAACAGUACUUGGUCACUUUCAGAUCCAUCUAAUGUUAUUAGAAUCAACUCAUUCAGUUCGAGGUCUACUCGUCUGUUUAUGUCGUGAAUAAGGCGUUUGUGAAGUGCCAGUAGUUAUUAACAUCUGUUGAGUGGCGUUUGUUCCAAGCGAUUUGGUGCGCCAGCUUUUUAGAGUCAGCCGUUAAUCAUCUCUGUUGCUUGUAAGUCGAUGUUGUUCACCGAUUAACUAGUUGAAAUCUCUUAUUUUUCCGGAGGCACUCAAUCGUUCUCGACCAAUAUCUUCACUUCAAUAAGACAUGAAUAACAUAUUUUUGAACAACAAGUAACAUCCCUUACGUGCUUCCUACCUUCUUUGGAGUUUUUGUUUUGAUAAUAAUUUCCGCUGACGCAAAAUAGUGUGGGCACGUGAAAGCCUUUAUAAUUCCUAAUUCCUAAUAGGUUUUCACAUCUUCUUUGAUCGUACACUUACCACUAAAAAGUGGUUCAGUUAAAUUAAAUAACGUAAGCUUAAUUGCUGAAAGGUCUGCAUUCGAGCAGUGACUCAUCAGGUCAGCGCUUAUCUCCCGAUUGAAGUGAAUAA